Messenger RNA from Maylandia zebra (zebra mbuna), 2817 nucleotides. It is a transcript of the gene recql, whose product is annotated as RecQ helicase-like. Gene Ontology annotation, cellular component: chromosome; cytoplasm. Lineage: Eukaryota; Metazoa; Chordata; Actinopteri; Cichliformes; Cichlidae. Gene Ontology annotation, biological process: DNA replication; double-strand break repair via homologous recombination. The record is from RefSeq and is a predicted model, not a curated record. Gene Ontology annotation, molecular function: nucleic acid binding; 3'-5' DNA helicase activity; ATP binding.
UUUUGUCAGUCUGUCUGUUGUAGCAACUGAGUAGCUGCUCCAACGGGAAGACGUGGUCGUGGAUACAGUGUUUUUUCAAUGCCUGAAAGCUGAUUUCCUCCUGAGCACAUCAGACUGUGAAAUAUGAAUACAGAUAUGCAGGUCGAGCUGGACUCGAUCGAGGCCGAGCUGGACACAGUGGAACUGCAGCUCGCAGAGAUCCUGCAGAAAAAGGCUGAGCUCACUUCUCGGAAGAAUGCCCUGCUGCAGCAGCUGGAGGAGGCCUGUGACACUGCACAGCCUUUAUCUUCUUCUGCCUCAAAGGCAUCUGAAGCCAAGCCAGCGAUGAGCAAGCAGGAAAUGCAACGAUAUGAUGGCACAGAUUUUCCAUGGUCCAGCAACGUGGAGCAGCACCUGAAGGCCACAUUCCAUCUCUCUAACUUCAGACCUUUGCAGCUGAAAGCCAUCAACCUGACCAUGUCAGGCAAGGACCUGUUCCUGGUCAUGCCCACAGGAAGAGGGAAGAGUCUCUGCUAUCAGCUUCCUGCAAUCUGUUCUAAUGGCUUUACACUGGUCAUCACUCCACUUGUAUCCCUGAUGGAGGACCAGUUGAUGUACCUGAAGACUAUUGACGUGUCGGCAGUCAUGCUCAAUGCAUCCAGUAGCAGAGAGCAUGCUAAGACGGUCAUGGCUGGAAUGACAGAUCCAAAGGCCCCCUUCAAGCUGGUGUACGUGACUCCAGAGAAAAUUGCUAAGAGCAAGCUCCUAAUGUCUCGUCUGGAGAAAGCCUACAAAGCAAACCUCCUGAAUCGUAUUGCUGUUGAUGAGGUGCACUGUUGCAGCCAAUGGGGUCAUGACUUCAGACCAGAUUAUAAGAUGCUAGGCAUCCUGAAGAGGCAGUUCCCCAAAGUGCCCCUCCUUGGCCUCACAGCCACAGCAACCAGUAGUGUCCUGAAAGACUGCGAGAAGAUCCUGUGUGUGCCACAGGCAAUCACGCUCACUGCUUCCUUCAAUCGAACUAAUCUCUACUAUGAAGUUCGUAUAAAGGAUUCUGUCAGUGAAGCAUCAGUAAAUGACAUAGCUGCUCUGAUCAAGAGUAAAUACAAGGACCAAUCAGGAAUUGUGUAUGUAUUCUCUCAGAAGGAUGCAGAGUUGGUGUCAGCAGAACUCCAGAAAAGAGACAUCUUGGCAUAUCCUUACCAUGCAAACAUGGACUCUGAGGACAAGUCCCGGGUUCACCGCAAAUGGACCUCCAACAAAAUUCAGGUUGUGGUAGCCACUGUGGCAUUUGGCAUGGGCAUUGACAAGCCUGACGUCAGGUUUGUCAUCCACCACACCAUCAGCAAGUCCAUUGAGAACUACUACCAAGAGAGUGGACGGGCAGGUCGAGAUGACUCUCCGGCUGACUGCAUUGUCUAUUUCGGCUUCGCUGAUAUCUUCAGGAUCAGCACCAUGGUGGUGAUGGAGAAUGUUGGUCAGCAGAAAUUGCUACAGAUGGUAGAUUACUGCCAGAAUGUUAACAGGUGUCGGCGCUCUCUCAUGGCAGUUCACUUUGAUGAAGUGUGGGAUGAUGAAGGAUGCAACCAGAUGUGUGACACUUGCAGUCAAGCAAAAGAUUACCCCACUGUGGACAUUACCCAACAUGCCAGGCAAGUGGUGCAGAUUGUGGAGCUUGCAGCCUCCAUGGAUGAGAAACUGACCCCACUGAAACUGGUGGAUGCAUGGAUGGGGAAAGGCCCUGCAAAGCACAGGAAGAUGAUUCAGACCACCACGCUGUCUCGGCGACAGGCUGAAGUUGUGAUUGUUCACCUGCUCCUGCAGGGAUACCUCAGAGAGGAUUUCAGCUUCACACCUUACACCACCUACUUCUACAUGAAGCUGGGCCGCAAAGCUUCUCUGCUGAAGAACCCGACACACACACUGAGCGUGAAGAUGAGAGAUGCAGGGGCCGGAACUGCUUUGGUAAAAGUCUCCAGUGGCAAGGGCAAAUCCAAAGAGGGAAAGAGAUCAGUUCAGAGCUGUGGAGAUGCCACUGUGUCCAAGAAAAUCAAGACACAUCUCCCAUAGCCCUCUCUCACCUGCCCAGAGGACAAGUUUACAAAGACACCUCAGCUGUUAAAGUGAAUGAAGAGGAUGUCAAUAUGACCUUAGACUCCACUGUUGUGGAGGACAGCUGUCCCCCACAACCUAAACAGAUAAUAUUUAAAGAAAAGAGGAACGUAUCGAGAAGACAAGACCUGAAGCCAGUCAGCCAGACAAACAAGCAGAUGGCGAGACCGGACAGAUAUGGGAAGGCAGAGGAAAAGAAGAAUAAACCUAUCAUAUUUCAACAUAUAAUUGAGGCGGAUGUUGAAAUGAACAGAGUACAUCAUGUAGGAAUCAGUGAUUGUCAGAAAACACCGUCACAUUCAGAUAAACCUUGUUCCAGUUGCAAAUCCAGCACCCCUCAGAGAAUGCGAAGGAAAGCUUGUGCUCACACAGCAGCAGCCACAGGGCAUGUUCCCUGUCCAUCCACCCAUAUCACUGUGCCUAGCUCUCCUUCCCAGACCUCCAUCAUCUCUGACACAGCAGCUGAGGAGCUCUGCGACCUCAGGAAUUAUUAUGGCGAACAGCUGAGGAGAAUAAACUACAUUUCCCACGAGUACUUGGGGCAGCCCACACAUCCAGGAGUGCUGGCCUGUAUCAGGGAGCCUUUGAAGAGCCUCCGCCUGCCCCGUGGACUGAUCAUUGCCCAGACAGCUCGAACCCUGUGGACACGCAUCAGUGGCAGGAGAAAGCUGGUCCGCUGCUGACUUUUGUUACUGUUUAAAUAUAAAAAUAAAAUGAACUUUGUUUGGA